This is a messenger RNA of Neurospora crassa OR74A, 360 nucleotides long. RefSeq lists its product as hypothetical. Bases 1 to 360 code for a protein of 119 amino acids. The record is from RefSeq and is a predicted model, not a curated record. NCBI's taxonomy places the organism in Eukaryota, Fungi, Ascomycota, Sordariomycetes, Sordariales, Sordariaceae. The transcript has 2 exons.
AUGGUUCACAGUAAACAGCCAAUUACCUGGAGAAUUGUGGUCAUUGACAUGCCUACCGCUGGAACGAACCAUGGUUCUGGUCUCGAGGGGCAAGAGGUUGCAGUCGUGUCGGGUGUCUCGGAUUCACCCAAGACGAGGCCGAACGGUCUGCGGGAGUGGUGCGAAUCGGCCGAGCACGUCCCACGACCAGCUGCUCCUUGGACUCACGAUCUCACAGAACCAAUGUGUUCAACUGACCACUGCGGGCAUUUGCAGGAGCGUCAAAGAGGGCACUGCCCAGGAUUUGCAUGCUUCAGAGGCUGUGUUGCGCUUGCUGUGAUAAAAUUAAACAUGGCAAUCGUCAUGGCGGCGCGGCUGUGA